Halichondria panicea is the source of this 4050-nucleotide messenger RNA. Its product is annotated as WD repeat-containing protein 11-like. Gene Ontology annotation, cellular component: cytoplasm. The transcript is spliced from 27 exons. The coding region runs from base 133 to 3963 and encodes 1276 amino acids. Gene Ontology annotation, molecular function: protein binding. The record is from RefSeq and is a predicted model, not a curated record. NCBI's taxonomy places the organism in Eukaryota, Metazoa, Porifera, Demospongiae, Suberitida, Halichondriidae.
CUUUGCUGUAGCUCACUCUUCCAAGCUUUCUCAGAAUCACAGGGGGCGUGGUCAUUUUGACAGGCUGUGCUCUAAAUAGAAACCAAAAAGAUUGAAUGUUGACUGCAGUGGAUUAGCCAGAGCUAGCUAGCUAUGUCUGUAACUACUACACAGAUAAAGGUAUCUCCUCACACUAUCCCGGGGACUCUACACCUCCAGAAUCAGUCAGCUUUAGACUGGGGUUGGCAGGGUCUGCUUGCAUAUGGCUGCUACACAACUGUAGUGGUGAUAGAGCCGACAAGUGUACAGCCUCUGCAGACACUCGCACAUCACAAAACCAACGUUGUCAAAGUUCGCUGGGCCCCCACUACCCACCAUCACUCUCUCAACUCUCCCUAUUCUCUCAAGCUAGCGUCAGUGGACCAGAGCUGUGUGUGUGUCAUCUGGGAUGUUGGGGACGGUAGUGUCUACACAGAGUUUUCCCUGGGCACUAAGACUCUAGUAGACUUGCAAUGGCUCUCUGUCAAUGACUCUUGUAGGAACCUGCUGGCAGUGCUAGUAGCUCCCAGUACCAUGACAGUAUGGAACGCUGACACAGGCACUAAAGUCAGUCGGUUCACAUUCACUGAGAGCAUCCAUGCCUUCUUGUUCAACCCCUUCAAGCCAGAUGAUCUUGUUUUGCAAUCCACGGACUGCCUCAUUUUCAUCAAUGACUUCAACCCUGGCCGGAACCCAACUGGAGGGGGGAAGAAGUUCUACCUGACAGCUAGUGACACUGCCACACCUCUCUCUUGUAGGGGGAAAGCCCCUCCCCACUUGCAACGACGUCUGGUAGCUGGAGAUCAACUCAGAGGUGAGGAGACGAUUCACUUCUCAGAAUCAGUGCAGCUGGUAUUUUCCCCGGCCGUGCGUCAUCGUCUGUUCAUCAUGUUCUCCAAGGAUAUAACAGUAGUGGACCUCGAGAUGCAGCAAGCCAUCGGGAUGAUAGCCCUGGAGAGAAGUGCCUCUCCAUUCCAUCGCCUCCUGCCCUGCACACAGCGGGACAUCCUCUACUGCUUGCACGAGAACGGUUGUGUGAGCGUGAGAGUGAAUCAACAGCAGGAUCUGCCCCACCCCCAGUCCCCCAUUGGAGGGGUGGAGUCAAGAGAGGUACGAUAUGUGGCACACGGCCACUCAGAGCCACUACGAAUCAGCAAAAGCUGUCAAGUAUAUUCUGGAGCUCUCUGCCCUAGUACUGAGAAAGAGGUGGCUGUGUUGACUAGUGAAGGCCGUAUCUUGUUCUGGGAGACUGAGUUUGAGCAAGUGGGCGUGUACGGUCAGGCGCUCUCUCCCACCCUCCUAACCGCCCACACUGUGAGGGGUGUGGACCUCGUGACAGUGGGGGAGGAGGACGAAGGAUAUGGGGCAGAUCGUGGGCAGGGGAUUUCCCUCGAUCAGACUGUAGCACCCACGUGGUUCACCCCUCCAGAAGGGUGUACCUCAACGUUUGGUCUGCUCUCCCUCAAGCUGACGUUGGGUAGACUAUGGACUGGGAUCACAGGCACACCCACUGUGGUGCGAAUGAGUCCCCCCCUCACUACAAGGAACUGGCUCACGUAUGCUCCCCUACUGGCAGUGGGUACUAGCAAUGGCAGUGUGCUGGUGUUCAACCUGGCCAAGAGAGUGUUCACUAAAGAAUUCUCCAUUCACUCGUGUCCUGUGCAUGGCAUUGAGUGGAUCCACCAGACCUUGUUUGCCUCCUAUGGUUACACUAACCCCAAUUCUGCCGGACAUGUUCGCAACGAGGUGGCCGUCACUAAUAUACUAACUGGCAAACUAACAUUCCUGAAGAGACCUGAUGCACCAACUAGUCAGCCACAAACUGCCAUUGAUGCCAUCAGAAUAUCACACUACAAGAACUAUGUGGUUGUCAAGUACAUCAAUCGACCCCUAGAGUUCUAUGAUGCAAAGACAGGAGUGUUCCUCCGGGAGAUGGUGACUAACCCUCCAUCCUUCAGCUGUAUUGAUUGGAUACCCAACCAUGGCCGUCACAAGACACCCAAGGUUGAUCCUCUUACUCUGGGCAAGAGUUCAGCAGCGGUGGACUUUGACCUUGCCAUGGGGGCGUCUGAUGGAAGGGCUUCACUGACAAGUAACAAGGAACUGUUGGCAGUCAUGGACGAGAAUGGGUGCAUGUGGCAAAUUGUCAUUGAUGGGUCAAAGGUCAAAGUAGGCAACAGUGCACCAACUCAGACAUGGCUCAACAACCCGGGGUGCUUGACAUGGAAGAGUGACCUGAUGGUGGCAGGAGAUGUCAAUGGAGCCCUCAUCUUCUUUGAUACCAAGGCACAGGCUGCCAGGACUGUUGAAACACCAAGGGCAGCUGUCAAGAAACUACGCUUUGCCCCUGGCAAGGGUAACACAAAGUUAAUGGUUCUGUACAACUCUCGUCUUGACAUCAGAGAUGCCUCCUCAGACACUGUGCUGAGUCAGCUCAAGUGGGGUCCCAAGGAUGCCUCUAUAGAGGAUGCAGACUGGGCCACAUCUGAUAAGGUUGUCCUGCUCACCAGUGAUGGGUGUGUGCGUGUGUGUGAGGUCUCUCUCAAACACUCUCAAUCACCAGUCAACACUUCAGAGCUAUCAGCUCCAGUGUUCUGUCCUCAUGUGAUCCUCCCUCAGAGCUGCCUCUACCUCAAGUGUCUGCUGCAGCAUCAGCCUUGGAGGAUAGAGUACAGCCUCGACUCUGACAACUUGACUCAUGACAGUCCUGUAGAGAAAGCUGUCAGAAAUCAACUGGACACCUUGCCAGAUGACUAUCGUCUUGCCUUGUUGGAGGCCCGGCUGGGUGUGGCUGAGAGGUGUCUACUGGUGGGUGGGCUCUACGGAGACCUGAGGGAGGUGCUCUUCUGGAGGGUAGCCCUUUAUUACAUGCUACGGGAGAAACACAGGAAACGGGAUCCUCAAUACAACAUGUUUAAGGAGACUCAUCGCCGUAACCCGAGUAACGACAUAUUCCAGCCUGACUCUGAUGCCUCAGUGAGCAUUGGCCCCGCCCAUAGCCACACCCCCAGUCUGGACGAUCUACUCGGACCUAUAGCAGAGGGGGAUGGGCAUGGUGGGGACACCUUAGAACAAGCUCCGCCCACUUCCUCUCUUGAUGAUGUCGACGGUAUCAUGUACGAGGCAGAACUGAAAAUCGUUAAUGACACACCCCCUCUAGAUUUAAACUUUGACCUUCUAUGUGAUGCAAAGACGUAUAAAAGGAUUGCCCUCAAUCGAGUGCUACUGUUUGAUAGUCGGAGACAGACGUACGAUCAAACCAGGAGAUGUGCAGACUCUCUUAUGCUGUUGGGGCAGACUGAUCGUGCUGUUCAGAUGUUACUAGAGACAGACUCCUCCAGUGAUCAGUACUACACUGAUGCACUCAGGGCUUGUUUGGCUGCCACUAUUCGCUCUUCAGGAGCCUCUCAGAGCACCAUCAAGUUGGUGGCCACUAACCUCAUUGCCAACUCUCGACUCUUGGAGGGUGUUCAGUUACUGUGUCUCAUAGACAAAGGUCAGGACAGCUGUCGCUACCUACAGACAUAUGGAGAAUGGUAUCACUCAGUCUGGCUAGCCAAGGUGACUCAGAAGGAGAGAGACUGCAACGAGACGUUUGCUCGAUGGGCUGAGCACCUCGCAUCAUCAGGUGUCAGUCAGAAGAAUUUGGCUCUUCUAGUGUGGCUCUCAUUGGGCAACUUCAUCAAGGUCAUUGAAAUGCUUUACAGCAUGAGACACUUUGACCAAGCAGCUUUGUUUGCUGAGGCUUGUCUUUCCCAGUCCCUCAUUAAGGUCACUAAAGCAACCAGUGCUCUACUGGAGGCAGUGUUUCUGGAGUAUGCUCGCUACCUGCACAGUCUUCAGCUGACCAGGGGAGCCAGACACUAUUGUAACAAGGCUGGGGAGAAAGGAGGACAGUUACUUGAACAGUUAAUGCCCACAUCUAGACCUAUUAGGAUUGUGUAGGAUUGUGUAGUGCCUUUUUGUUCUGUGUUUAUAAAAUUUUCCAUGUACUUUAAUAUGUACUGUGCUGCAAUAUGCAAUGUAAUGUUC